Messenger RNA from Knipowitschia caucasica, 1848 nucleotides. Lineage: Eukaryota; Metazoa; Chordata; Actinopteri; Gobiiformes; Gobiidae. The record is from the annotation of a GenBank genome assembly.
AUGCUUCCAGCCAGCAGACUUUCUACUAAAGCCCACAGGUGUGUGCGCGCCUGGAGGACCACACAGACAGAACAUGUGUGUCCUCAGCUCAGAAGAUGCUCCUCUGUGGCCCCCCGCAUCACCACGCACUACACCAUCCACCCCCGGGACAAAGACCAGCGCUGGGAAGGGGUGGAGAUGGAGCGGUUCGCGGACGAGGCUGACGUGGUCAUCGUUGGAGGGGGUCCAGCUGGUCUGUCUGCUGCCAUCCGCCUGAAGCAGCUGGCUCUGGAGCAGGAGAAGGAGCUCCGGGUGUGCCUGGUGGAGAAGGCCUCGCAGAUCGGAGCACACACUCUCUCAGGGGCCUGUCUGGAACCCAGCACACUCACAGAACUCUUCCCCGACUGGAAAGAGCGAGGGGCUCCCCUCCAUACUCCAGUGACUGAGGAUAUUUUCAGCAUAUUAACGGAAAAACACAGAAUACCAGUUCCCAUGUUGCCAGGGCUACCUAUGAGGAACCAUGGGAACUACAUUGUGCGCUUGGGAAAUGUGGUGCGCUGGCUAGGGGAGCAGGCUGAGGAGCUGGGAGUGGAGAUCUACCCAGGGUACGCUGCUUCAGAGGUUUUGUUUCAUGAAGAUGGAAGUGUAAAGGGAAUCGCAACCAAUGACGUGGGCAUCGCCAAGGACGGGUCUCCAAAGGAUGUGUUCGAGAGGGGGAUGGAGCUGCAUGCUAAGGUCACUAUUUUCGGAGAAGGCUGUCACGGACACUUGGCUAAACAGCUGUACCAGAAGUUUAAUCUCCGGGAGAACUGUGAGCCCCAGACCUACGUCAUCGGCCUGAAGGAGGUGUGGACCAUCGAUGAGAAGAAAUGGCGCCCAGGCCGAGUGGAGCAUUCUGUGGGCUGGCCUUUGAACAGACACACGUACGGAGGCUCUUUCCUCUACCACCUCAACGAAGGAGAGCCGCUGGUGGCCCUGGGCUUUGUGAUCGGACUAGACUACAGCAAUCCGUACCUGAGCCCCUUCAGGGAGUUCCAGCGCUGGAAGCACCAUCCCUUUGUGGCCCCCACCCUGGAGGGGGGCCAGCGCAUCGCCUACGGAGCCAGGGCCCUCAACGAAGGAGGCUACCAGUCCAUCCCAAAGCUGACAUUCCCCGGCGGCCUGCUGAUCGGCUGCAGUCCCGGCUUCAUGAACGUCCCCAAGAUCAAAGGCACGCACACAGCCAUGAAGUCUGGCAUGCUGGCAGCGGAGGCCAUCUUCCCCAAGGUCACGGCCGAAGACCUGGCAUCCGACACGAUAGGUCUGGAUGUGUCCGAGUACAGUGAGGCGCUGAAGAGUUCGUCCAUCUGGAAAGAGCUGCACGCGGUGAGGAACAUCCGACCGUCCUUCCACAACUACUUUGGGCUGUACGGGGGCAUGGUCUACACCGGCCUCUUCUACUGGAUCCUCCGCGGCAUGGAGCCCUGGACCCUCAAGCACUGCGGUCUGGACGCGGACCAGCUCAAACCUGCCAAGGAGUGCACGCCCAUAGACUACCCCAAGCCCGACGGGAAGAUCAGCUUCGACCUGCUCUCGUCCGUGGCUCUGAGUGGGACCAACCACGAGGGGGACCAGCCCGCCCACCUCACCCUGCGGGACGACAGCAUCCCCGUGGAGAGGAACCUGGCCCUGUUCGACGGGCCGGAGCAACGCUUCUGCCCCGCGGGCGUGUACGAGUACGUUCCCCUGGACACCGGAGACGGCAUGCGGCUGCAGAUAAACGCUCAGAACUGUGUCCACUGUAAGACGUGCGACAUCAAGGACCCCAGCCAGAACAUCAACUGGGUGGUGCCGGAGGGCGGCGGCGGCCCGGCCUACAACGGCAUGUAG